AUGGAGGUACGAACCAUAGUGUUAUGCGCGUGCAUAGCACUCACCAGCGCUACACUCGAGGUAGUGAACCAAUGGAGUCUCAUGCAGUUCGACUUCCCACCUGACCCGGUGCUUCUGGAAAAAUUCCAACCAGAGAACACCGUGCCAACUGGUUUGGAGAUCGGUUGGGAUCGGCUUUAUCUGGGGAUUCCCCGUUUGAGGGCCGGUGUCCCCGCCACAUUAGCCUGGGUACCCCGAUCUCUUCCACCAGGCGUCAGUCCAGUAUUGCAGGCCUAUCCCGACUGGUCAUGGCAUUCGGCUGGUCGAGGUGACAUCAAUUGCACCGGAUUAAUUUCUGUGUAUCGUGUGAGAGCCGAUCGGUGUAACAGACUCUGGGUCUUGGAUGCUGGAGUCAUCACAAGUUUGGACGACUUCAGAAGAGUCUGUCCACCAAAGAUACUCAUCUUCGACAUGACUACAGACCAACUGGUGAGGAGCGUGUAUUUCCCGAGAGAGUUACUACGACCGGCGUCUCUACUUACAAAUAUUGUACUGGACGACACAAAAUCUUCAAAUUCAAGACAUUCAGCUAACUGUGAUAAUAUAUUCGCCUACAUUUCUGACACAGUAGCUCCUGGCAUAAUAGUGUAUGAUGGAAGACGAGACAACGCGUGGCGAGUCACUCACGCCUCCAUGUACCCAGACCCUGACCUUGGAGAAUAUGACAUCGGUGGGGAAAAGUUCACGCUGAUGGACGGAGUUGUGGGCCUUUCACACUCACCAGCUCAAGGGCUGUUAUACUACCAACCUUUAGCUACUGAUAGAUUGUUCAGUGUGUCGACUGCUGUAUUAGCAGCAGGACCUCCCGCAGAAGGCCAGGACUUGCCAGUUAACCUGGUGGGGCGUAAGUCUUCCCAAGGUCUAGGCGUUGCAGUAGAUCCACGGGACGACACCAUAUUUUUCAGCCCCAUGACCGAAACUGCAAUAGCCGCUUGGAACCCCAUCACGAACUCGCACAGAGUUUUAGCCCAGGACCCAGAGAAGUUGCAGUUCUGUGCCGAGGUGAGGUGGGCUGAACGUGACAAUGGGAAUGUAUGGGCGCUGUCGACUAGAUUCCAUAAAUUCUUCAAGAGGACUGUUUCUAAACACGAGAUAAACGUGCGAAUCUUACGUGUGGUUGAGACGUCCUACGGAUAUGUACCACAGCCUCACGUACUGCGACGAGCUGCUAACUUCACACCAGCUGUAUAUUAA
Messenger RNA from Danaus chrysippus (African queen), 1233 nucleotides. The record is from the annotation of a GenBank genome assembly. NCBI's taxonomy places the organism in Eukaryota, Metazoa, Arthropoda, Insecta, Lepidoptera, Nymphalidae.